CAUUACAAAGUCAUUUCAAAACAGGCCCUGAAAAUCAAACAUUACAAAGUCCAUUCAAUAUGGGCUCCGAACAUCAGACACUAAGAUGUCAAUUUAACAGAGGACAGUCAAGAUGCUACAAGAGGGACCCAGAUUUUAUAUCUAAAGUUACUUCAAUUCAGAGUAAUAAUUUAGUAGUCAGAAGAGAGACUACAGACAAGUGUCUGAUCAUUGAGAUUGUCGGUGAUGAUACACAUGGGAAACAGUACCUGGAAAGUCUGAAGAGCAUACAGCAGAAAAUAUGGGAUGGAAAACUGGAUUUAUUCAGAAUUAGUAAAGAUGAGACAGAUGUUGCAAUCAUGUCAAACGGACUUCGUAAGGAAGAAAAGCAGUUCAUAAAAAUGGCAGAAUGCCAGCUUCAGUGUGGAAUUAUAGUCGGAAAUAGCAGUAAAAAAGUCAGGCUUCCUUUCCAGUCACAAUCAAGUAGACAGACUUAUGAAGAGGAGGAUAUCUUCAGUGAUCUCCCAACUUCUGUAGCAGGGUCUCGAUCCCCAGAUUUUUUUGGUGAGGAGAGAGCGUCACAUUCAGAGAAAUUAACAGUGAGGUCCUCUACAAUCCAAGUCGUCAAAGCUGAUGUAACACUCUACAAGGCCAAGUGUUUGGUAAACUUCUUUGAUCGACCAUCAGGAUUAGCAACGAGAGGCAAGAUAUUUGAACGCUUCAUGAAACAGGGUGGACAAGAUUUAUCUGAUGAACUCUCUUCAAAUUACGAUUCUUCAGAAAAUGUUGUCAUGACAAAAAAUGGUGGCAAACUUCAAUGUGAGCAUGUGUGCCAUAUAUCACUCCCAAAAUAUAGGGGAAAUCAUUCAUCAAUUAAGGAGCUGCAGCAGGCAGUUAGGGAAUGUUUUAGGCUAUGUGGUGACCUUGGUGUGUAUGAUAUAGCGGUUCCAGCUUUAGGUGUAGGACAGUUGUUGAGGUAUCCUGUGGAGGAGGUGGCUACUCUCCUCAUCACAGAAAGUGUCUCACAAGCCAAAACAGACAACCACUGGAAGAUAACAUUUGCCAUAUAUGACAGAGAAACCUUCUCGGUUUUUAAACAGCAUCUCGACCAGAGGAGACAGGGAUUGGAAGGAACAAAUCCUGGCAGAUACGGAGCUCUAAGAAGGGAGGCCUCUGCUCCUAGUCUCUAUGUUCAUACCUCAGGCAGAGAAAGACAAAGAAACUCAUCACCAGAUUUUAGAAAGUACAGAGAUCACCAUAAAGAUGUUGAAUUUGAUCGAAAAAGGGACUGGUCACGUCCAAAGAGUGCUAAGAGAACCCCACAAGCCAGUGCAGGAGACCAGUCUAAAAUGACACCUGUGAUGGAACUUCACAUAUAUGCUUUGUCCAGAGACAAAGGAGAAUCAAUACGAAGUGAACUCUCCCAAAUGAUCAAGGAAAGGUUUCUACAUGAACACAGCAUUGAGAGAAUUAAUUUUAGUGAAAUACCUAAAGAGAAAGAGAGGAAAAUGUAUGACAUUGGUCAGAAGUAUGGAGUCUUUGUUUCACUGGAUAAAGAGAGGAAUAGAAUAUCAUUGAAAGGUUCAGCUAAGGAAGUGAACAGGACAGGACAAGAAAUAGAAGGUAUCUGUCCCUCAGGGUCCUCUCAGGAGGUGGUCCCAGUAAGACGAGAAAACAGGCACCGCCGCGGCACUGAUGAGGACUUGAAAAAAAUGAUAGAGGAGGCAACUGUACCAGCUUACUGGAAACACUUUAAGGAUGGGAAAUCAAUUUUGGAUUCUAUAAAAGGAAUUGUAACAAGCACAGAAAAAACCCAUGAUGUGGACCCAAAAACUUUUAAUGCAAUUCGCAAACUAGUAGAAAAGACAUUUAACCCAGAAUUAGUGGGGCAAGGAGCAGAUGCAAGAAACCUCAGCCAUAAGAAAAUUCAUGUUCAAAAAGUAGAACUAAUUGAGAAUAUUGAUUUGUAUCAAGAAUAUAGCCGUAAACGCAGGAAGAUGUUACAUAAAGUCUUCAAAACAAAAUCUCCAAAAUUCCCGACUAAAGUGGAGGCAGUUCCUAAAAAGCAAGGAAUAAAAAAUGUUGUUGCUAAAGGUGCCAUUUUUACGGAAAAAAUUAUGGAUGAAAGGCUAAAACAAGACAUCGUAUCAAAACUUAAUGAAGUUUACCUAUUUCAUGGUACUAAGAGUCAAUUUGUUGGAAAUAUUAAGGCAAAGGGUGUAGACCCCAAACAUGGAAGUGAUGGUGGCAUGUUUGGUCGUGGUAUUUACUGUGCUGAAAGUUCUACAAAAGCUGACCAGUAUGCAGAUGAUAAAGAUAAACGAGGACAAAAAGGGAAAAUGUUUCUAAUGCGCAUGCUACUUGGACAUAUCUUUCUAACAGAGAAAGAUAAGAAAUAUAAACAGCCACCAUGUUAUAAUUGUUACAAGGAUGAUUGUGCAGAUCCCGGUCAUGAACGAUUCGAUUCUGUGGUUGGAGUGAAGCAACAGACAGGGGGACUUUUCCGAGAAUUUGUGGUCUAUGAUAAAGACCAGUGUUACCCGGAAUACUUGAUCACCUACGACAGACUCUGAGUCUUGUCAAAUGUGUGUCUGGUUCACAGAAUUCUGAGCUCUUUCUUUAUCGUUUAUGGUGUAC
Saccostrea cuccullata (small rock oyster) is the source of this 2616-nucleotide messenger RNA. RefSeq lists its product as uncharacterized. NCBI's taxonomy places the organism in Eukaryota, Metazoa, Mollusca, Bivalvia, Ostreida, Ostreidae. Bases 60 to 2552 code for a protein of 830 amino acids. The record is from RefSeq and is a predicted model, not a curated record. Gene Ontology annotation, molecular function: NAD+ poly-ADP-ribosyltransferase activity; transcription corepressor activity. The transcript is spliced from 11 exons. Gene Ontology annotation, cellular component: cytoplasm; nucleus. Gene Ontology annotation, biological process: negative regulation of gene expression.